Molecule: messenger RNA, 1722 nt
Organism: Aureobasidium musti
Lineage: Eukaryota; Fungi; Ascomycota; Dothideomycetes; Dothideales; Saccotheciaceae
Source: the annotation of a GenBank genome assembly
AUGAAGAGCGUGUGGGCAUAUUUUUCUGCAUUUUUACUUGGCAGUGUGCCAAUUGCGCAGGCAUACACCACUGACCAUCCAGCAUGGCAGGGCAAAGGUUCACGACUGAACAAAUGGCGAUCCACUCACGUAGCCGAUGACAAUGAGCAUGCGCUAUCAUCCAUUAUGGCCUCUUCCCAUACAGGCAACGCCACAUUUAGACAGUACAUCGAUCACAACAACAAGGAUCUUGGUACCUUCGAGCAGUUCUACUUUUACUCGACUGAAUUCUAUGGCGGUCCUGGCUCUCCAGUCAUCUUGUUCACUCCAGGCGAGACUAACGCUAGCGCUUAUACGAGCUACUUGACUCUCAACCGGACCACUGGUGUCCUUGCUCAGGAGAUCGGUGCUGCAAUAGUUUGCAUUGAACACAGAUACUGGGGCUACAGCUCGCCAUAUGCUGAUCUGACGACUGAGAACCUGCAAUACCUGACCCUCGACAAUUCGAUCGUGAGUGCUUGUCCUGACCAUACUGUGCCCACCACAUUUCACGUUACUGACGAUCUCGACAGANGCGACCUGACAAACUUCGCCAAACAUGUGCGACUUCCCUUCGAUUACCACAGAAAGUCAGCACCGAACCGUGCCCCCUGGGUAAUGAUGGGUGGAUCAUAUUCAGGAGCACUGGCCGCCUGGACUGCUUCAACCCAGCCAGGCACUUACUGGACAUACUGGGCUUCUAGUGCGCCCGUUCAAUCGAUUCUCGACUACUGGCAAUACUUUGUGCCUAUCCAGCAAGNNGGAAUGCCCAAGAACUGCUCGUCUGAUGUGUCCCUCGUAAUCGACCACAUUGACUCCGUUCUGCUCAAUGGUACAGCUUCAGAAAUUCACUCGCUCAAACAAUCAUUCGGUCUUGAGGACCUGGAACACAAUGACGACUUUGCCGCCGCACUGCAGAAUGGUCCCUGGCUUUGGCAAGGUAAUCAGUUCUAUACCAACACCGGAUUUUUCGAGUUCUGUGACGCCGUUGAGAACGUCAAACCUAACAGUACCAACACCACUCUACCUGGCGCCGGAGGCGUUGGCUUAGAAAAGGCUCUUGCCGGUUAUGCGGACUGGUUCAACACGACUUACUUGCCAGGCAGUUGUGAGGCCUAUGGCUAUGACGAGUGGCAAGGCGAACGCAACAUCAAGUGCUACGACACCUACGAUACAUCAAGCCCCAUGUACACAGACGUUUCUUUGAGUAAUGCCUUCGACCGGCAAUGGAUAUGGAUGACCUGCAACGAGCCCUUCGGCUACUAUCAGACCGGGAGCCCCGAAGGUCGUCCUUCAAUUGUGUCUCGUCUGAGCAAUGCCGACUACUGGAUUCGUCAAUGCGCUUUGAUGUUCCCUCCAUCCAACUCAUCAGUCGUUGGCCUUGACAGAGGCGCCACAACAGCACAGGUCAAUGCAAAGAACAAGGGCUGGAACAAUUACUCACCUGGCCUCUUGUACGUCAACGGAGACUAUGACCCUUGGCGUGAGGCCAGUGUAUCUUCGGACUUCAGACCUGAAGGCAAGUUGGCAAAUUCUACACGCAACCCAGUCGUAAUUGUACCUGGAGGCUUCCACACCAGCGAUCUGGUGACGCGAAACGGAAAGGUCAAUGCUGGAGCCAAGGCUGCCAUCGAUCAAGCUGUUGGCAUCAUGAAGGAGUGGGUUGGCGAGUUCAGCCACGGCAAGCACUGGUUCGCAGGAUGA